AUGAAAGUAUUUUUUAAAAUAGUAUUUUUAAUAUUUUUAACAUAUAUUUUUCAAGGGUUUUGUAACGAAACUAAUAUAAAACUUCACAAAAGUUCCCGUUUAAUGGAAUUAUAUCAUGCAGCUGUGAAAGUUUUAAUAUCAAAUGGUCAGAUAGAUGCUUUAAUUAAAAAACACAAUGUGGAUUAUUCACCAACUGAAUCAUUAGAUGGUAUAUCUGAUAUUGAACAAGUUGAUAUAAGUAGUGAUAUUAAUGAUGUAUUAAGUAAAAUAUUAAAAAAUAAAGAAGUAAAAGUAGGAGCAUUGAAGGGAAAAAAUUGGGGAUCAAUAGGAGACUAUAAUGAAGAUCCACCAACCGGUUUUUGGCCAGAAUUAAUGUUUUUAAUAUGGAAAACUAUUUCUAAAAGAAUUUUUGAUGAUGAAAAUGCUAUUAAAGUAAAAUACUUAUUUUUUGUUGAUGUAUUUAAUGCUUUAAAUAAAAAUGAAAUAGACAUAACUGAAAAUUAUUUUCUGUCACUUCCAAGUUCGACAGAAGAAGGUUUAAGAAAUGAUACAUCGAAAAUAUCUCAAGGAUUAUCUUUAAUUACUCAUUCAAAUAAAAUUAUAGUAUUAAAAGAGCUUAAUAUUAAUAACUUAAAUGAUCUUAAAUCAUAUAUUUCAAAAAAUAGUAAUGUAAAAAUUGCUUGCCUAACUGAAGCUAACUGUAAAGCUGUUAAAGAUGUUUUUGAAAGUGGUGUAAAAUAUGUACACAAAGGAUUUUCAUCAUAUAGUGAUUUAAGUGAAAGUGUUUUAUCAAAAGAAAACUUAGCUGGUAUUGUAUCUGGAUUACCAACAGAUUUUAAUGAUCCUAAAUUAACUAUUUUUGAUACCUUAAUAAAAACGUCCCAUUCUCCAUUUUUUAGGUAG
Molecule: messenger RNA, 903 nt
Organism: Plasmodium gallinaceum
Lineage: Eukaryota; Apicomplexa; Aconoidasida; Haemosporida; Plasmodiidae
Exons: 1
Coding region: 1-903 (300 amino acids)
Source: RefSeq, a predicted model, not a curated record